UCCUGAACAUCACAAGUGUAGCUGACAUGAGACACCACUGGGAUUGGCUGACCAUGUUCAAGACAAUUAUGCACACGGAUAUUUCCACUGGCUGAAAAUGGCUGGUUUUUUUAUAGGGAUAUAAAAAAAACACUUAUUUAUAAGCUCUACAGUGCUCUGCAACAUAUUUAACCACACUUAUUGUGACCUAACCCAUUAGGUCACUGUAAGGAGUGAGUUGCAGUUUAACCUGGACCAGAGACAUAUACUUUAAAAUAAACAGCAAAAGGAGGGGAAAGGGAAAAUAAAAAAGUGCGGGAAAGCAAACCGAAAUCGAAUGGCAGUCAACGUUUACUUUACAUCUUCGACCAGCGACAACCUGAGCCGCCACGACAUGUUGGCCUGGGUCAACAACUCUCUCAAGUUCAACUACACCAAAAUCGAGCAGCUGUGUUCGGGCGUGGCCUACUGCCAGUUCAUGGACAUGCUGUUCCCCGGCUCCAUCACUCUGAAGAAAGUCAAGUUUCUGGCCAGGCUCGAGCACGAGUACAUCCAGAACUUCAAACUGCUGCAGGCGGCCUUCAAGAAGAUGCAGGUGGACAAGGUCAUCGCGGUGGACAAGCUGAUGAAGGGCAAGUUCCAGGACAACUUCGAGUUCCUACAGUGGUUCCGCCGCUUCUUCGACGCCAACUACGACGGUCGGCCGUACGAGCCGGUGGCCGCCCGCCAGGGCCAGGAGGCGGGCUCGUCUCCCGGCGCCUCGGGCCUACACUUCAACAAGCCCAAGAAGACGCUGAGCACUCUGAGCGCCGCCUCGGGCCCGGACAAGAAGGACAAAGCCGUGCGGUCGUCAUCGUCGGGGACCUCGCUGCUUCGCUCCAAGGCCGCCCCGAAGUCGGGCGGCGGCGUGACGGCGGCGUCGGUGCAAUCUCCCGCCAAGAGCGCCGUAACGGCCGCCGGCGCCGCGGACAACAACAACAACAUGGCGGGCAAUGGCGACGCUCAUGUGGCCGAGCUGGCCGAGCAAGUGAGGGCCUUGAAGAGCGACCUGCUGGAGCUGGAGAAAGAACGGGACUUUUACUACGGAAAGCUGAGAAGCAUCGAGAUGAUCUGCCAGGAGAACCAGCAGGAAGAUAACGGGCUGGUCCAGCAACUGGAGAAGGUGCUCUACUCCAUCGAGGACGGUGUCAACCCCCGGGAGGCCGCCAUUGAGCAGCCUGAGGAGCCAGAGGAAUAUUAACAGGUUUCCCUGGAAGUGGUGGAGGUAGACUCAAAGUGCUGUUUGAUUGGGAGUUCCAGCUUUGACCCAGCCACAUUGACAGAGAGACAGUGUUAAUCGUUGACUUUUGCACUGACCUAUAAGGCAGUCAAGCCAGUUGGACUAAAGCAUGUGGUUCUCGUUUGGUGGCUUUAGCCCAUGGGGUAAUUGGGGUAAUCCCUCUCCUUACUGAAAAACCAAGUUUAUAUAUCUGCAGACAGGUUAAUGCCACUGAUAUCUCCACAGCUUGGUUGAAAGUGGCUAGAUAAGGAAGAUAACAUUUUCAUCUGCAAUGCCUUUGGCCAUGAGUCAUUGAAUGAGUUUGUGUUUUGUUGAUGUUAGCUGUAGUUCAUUCAGUCCUCUGAAUUCCAGGUCAGAAUGUUUCAAGCUCCAUUCAAAUAUCUAUGCACGUAAUCCAGGCUGACCUUUCACUGUACUACUGAGGGAGUAUUGCACUGUUCUAGUUGGUAUCUUGUGAAGGAAUAAUUCCCAAAGUAGGGACUGAUGGUCCUGUUGCGCACUUUUUUUGAAUUUUCUUUGUUGUACUGAUAAAAAGCAAAGUGGCAAAUGGAGAUUAAAUGUUCAGCGUAUCCUGCUAUAAGAACAAAGAUUGUUCUGUUAUUGACCCGACACUGAGUACUACACAUGGUUUGCACAGAAUUAAAUUUUAUAACAAAGGAUCUGAGGAGAAGACAGACAGGGGCAACAGAACGUCAGUAUUAUGAAUGAAGUACGUGCUGGAUAAAUAAAACUUUUUUUUUAAAACCUUGCAUUUAAAAAGAAAAGCCUUUCACAACUUCAGAACAUCCCAAUGUACUUUACAGUUAAUGAAAUAAUUUUGAAGCUUAGUCACUUUUUCAAUGUAGGAAUGCAGCAACAAAACUACAAAUAGGAAGCUCCACUGAGCAAUGUGACAGAUAAUCUAUUGUAGUGGUAUCCGUUAAUAAGUAUAUCUUUGCCAAAGCACAGAAGAAAUAUCUCCAUACUCUUCUUCAAAGAAUGUCGUGGGGUUUUACUCCAUCUACCUCUGAGGGCAGACUGCCUCCAAUGUAAGUUCUCAUUUGAAAGGUAGCCCUUCCAAAGGUGGUGUCUUUUAGAAGAAAAUGUUCUUUCUUUGUCUGGUGAACACCCUGCUGUAACAUAUCGAAAUAAAUGCUUUUCAACUUGAA
Molecule: messenger RNA, 2406 nt
Organism: Chiloscyllium plagiosum (whitespotted bambooshark)
Lineage: Eukaryota; Metazoa; Chordata; Chondrichthyes; Orectolobiformes; Hemiscylliidae
Source: RefSeq, a predicted model, not a curated record